AUGGAAAACUCACCUCACGACCCUCAAAAAACCCCCCAGGAGUGGUCCAAACACUGCGAAUCUGCUAGUGGUUCUAUAAGACGUCCCAAGCUCCCGCUUUCUCCGCCUUCCACGGUUAAGAAAUCCUCACAAAAGCCCCUAAACUCUGUUCCCAGACCGAAAAAACUUCUACCAGAACUCCAAAAAUGCUCCUCUCGCGCUCGCAAGCCACGCUUGAAAUACCGGCCGGAGCCCAACACCGUUUUCGACCUGGAACUCUACGUCUCUGGCGCACGAAACUCGCCGCGUUGUAAUGAAUCCAAUGCCCAGUUUUUGCGUUACGCUUUGCAGUAUAGUAAGAGAACCAUAGUGAUCGCAGGCGCAGGGGUCUCCACAGACGCAGGAAUCCCAGAUUUCCGGUCGUCUGAUGGUUUGUUUUCAACGCUGCGAGGCCCUGGAGUUUCUUCUGGCAAGGAUUUGUUUGAUUACAAUGUCGUUUACUCCAACGCUGAGAUGGGAUUGAGGUUCAAUCGUAUGAUCACGCAACUGCACGCCAAGUGCCAAGAAGUAAGUCCAACUCGUUUCCACCAAAUGGUCAAUUCCAUAGCACAAGAAGGGCGACUUCGUCGUUUAUAUACCCAAAACAUUGAUGCUUUGGAAGAUCAAACCUCGCAUCUUCAAUCCAAGAUUCCACUCGAAAAACCUUUUCCUACUACAAUUCAGCUACACGGGAGCAUAAAACACAUGUCCUGCAACAAGUGUUCCAAAAUAUAUCAUUUAGAUCCUCAGUUGUUCAAGAGCCAUGAUCAUCAUGUCGAUAGAGAUAUUGUGCCGCUAUGUCCACAAUGUGCCGAAUUUGAAUCGGUUAGAGCAAUAGCAGGUAUGCGUUCGCAAGGCAUCGGUAAACUUAGACCGCGAGUAGUGCUAUACAACGAAAUUCACCCAGAAGGCGACAGCAUAGGCAAUGUGGUUCUGCAAGAUCUCAAGGGCAAACCAGAUUGCUUGAUAAUAGUAGGGACCACGCUUAAGAUCCCUGGAGUACGAGCCAUGUGUAAACAGUUUGCUCGGCAAGUCCACGACUCCAGGGGAAUAGUUCUGUGGGUUAACACUGAGCUACCAGCCAAAAACUUGGAAGAUUUCGUAGAAUGCAUAGACAUGACAGUCGUAGGUGAUUGUCAAAACAUUCCCGUAAUGUUAGAAUAG
Messenger RNA from Lachancea nothofagi CBS 11611, 1182 nucleotides. NCBI's taxonomy places the organism in Eukaryota, Fungi, Ascomycota, Saccharomycetes, Saccharomycetales, Saccharomycetaceae. The record is from the annotation of a GenBank genome assembly.